AUGACCACUCAGAGGUCGCGUCACAACCACAUUGUCGCCAAAAUCACCCGACAAAUCGGACCACCCGACUCACCUACGCCACCCUCUCGUCACCCCAAACCGCCCCCACGUAGACCUACACUUCCCUCACGCUGCGACCAGGAAAUCGCCUCACCUCUCUGCCUCCUUGAAGACAAGAGGCACAAUCCAGUGACUGACUUACUUGAGCGUCCACGAACCAGCUCCAGUCGACAGUCGGCUGCCUCCGAUGAGACUUGGCUCACUUCCAGUGUCUCCGUAGCGUCAAGGAACACAGUGGACACAAUGACACCUCUUCCUUGUGCCUCCACUAUAUCACAAUGCAACACCAAUUACGUGCCACACCAGGCCACUGCAUCCACCGAUCCCACGGAGAUUGACAAAUGCACUGAGUUGGAGGCCAUGAAACAAGGCCUGGCACGCAUUCAGGCUGGUCAUGGACGUCCCUCCGACUUCCUACCCGAACACCAGUGUACCAACGUUGAUCCCUACAUAAGACGCACUCUCGACGAGAUUCGUCGCAGCAUCAAUGAGAUCUCCACUGACGCGGCACUGCAACAGGAAGUGCAGCAGUUACGAGAUAGUGUGAAGAGAUUGAGUCUGUGCCAGGCUACUGCAGGCACCACAUCCAACAAGUCGGAGUCGCAACUCGCAGGUCUGCUGCAGGAUAUUCGCCAGAGCCUCCGAGCUGCUCCGUGCGAAGCAGCUCAGUGUGACAUCGCCAGUCGAGAGUGUGGUAUCAUGCAGGUGCUUGAGGAGAUCCGUCAAAGUGUGCACGAACUGCAAGCGGUCGUGGAUGAGGAUAACGUGGAGCCACAACCCGUGGUCGAUACAAUGUGCGAAAACUCCGCUGUCAUGCACGUUCUCGACGAUAUUCGCCAAAGUCUGCACAUUCUGCGGGAAGGCGUGAGCAGUGUGGAACAGGAUAACACCAAUGAAUGUGAGGACGGCGCCAUUAUGGAGGCACUCAAAGAGAUUCGACAGAGUGUCAAUACCCUUGUCCGUGGUAUGGAGGCAGAGAGGGUGGAGGGCGUGGAGGGGGCGGAGGAGGAGCAUGAGGAUGAGAUUCUGGAGGCAUUGACCGAAAUCAGGAACAGUGUGCGAGCACUAGCAGGUGAAGAAGGGGAGGAAGGUGCUGACGACUACAAGGAUGAUGGAGACAAGCGCAAAGGUGAUGCAGCCAUGGAGAUGGCCGUCUGUGCAAUGGUCCAAAGCAUGGAGGAGCUGCAAAAGACGGUGGAGAAGAUAUCGGAGCAACUGUUAGGCAGCAUGAGUGAAAGAAAGUCGCAGUGUGAGAAGAAGGAGAAGGCAAGAAAACGGAAGAAAACGAAAUGUGAAAAGUCGAAGUCGCUCUCGGAUAGCGAGAUAGAUGAAGAUGAUAUUGUCCGAUGCAUCAAAGAGUGCUGCCAAGAUUCUUCUCAGUCUGACUGCAUCUGCGAGAAGAUAAUAAAAUAUCUAGUAAACCAAAAGACUGCGGCCCCGUAUAUAUACUACUUGGUGCCACCGGUCACUCAGCCACCCACCUUCGUUGCCCCUCUCUGUAGGCCGCCACGUCCAAUGCCUCCACCACCAACAAUGCCAUUGGCUUUGCCACCACCUCCAAUGACGAAUUGUCCUCAGAGCUGCGGAGGAUCCGCCCUGCCACAAGCCACUCAACAUCCACAGCAUCCACCAUUCGCUCCCCCAAGCAAUUUGUGUGGAGCAGUGUCAAUGGGUGCACCACGGUUCUGUCCUCCCUUCUCUCCGCCCAUUAGCUGUCCACAGUAUCACUUUGAGCAGCCUCCACCAAUGACAGGCCUCAAUGCCCCACAGCAGCCUGCUCCACAGUCUGUACCAUCGAUAUUCAAUCAGUGCUCGAACUAUGUGCCGCAGUCAGCCUGUCAUCAACCCGAAAUCAAUCCUCCUGCUCCCAGUUUGAGUACUUGCAAUCGGAAUUUCGCAUCACCGCCUCCGCAGCAGCAGCAGCAGCAGCCGCAACCCUCACGCCACUCCUCACUAACAUCAAGACCAAAUUUUGGGCAGGACCAGCCGGUUGUAUUCAAUGCUACUGUCAACGACCAGCCUCUAGCUUUUACGCUUACCUUCGCCGGCACAACUGAUACUUCCACCGGUGCUGGUGCCAAGUCCAACUCUCAUCCAAACUUCUCAAAUCGUACAUUUUUGUGCACACAAGUUGAGCAAUGA
Messenger RNA from Echinococcus granulosus, 2202 nucleotides. RefSeq lists its product as hypothetical. The record is from RefSeq and is a predicted model, not a curated record. The transcript has a single exon. Lineage: Eukaryota; Metazoa; Platyhelminthes; Cestoda; Cyclophyllidea; Taeniidae. The coding region runs from base 1 to 2202 and encodes 733 amino acids.